AUGGAGCUGCGUUUGAGACAACUUCACAGCUGGACACUUGUGCUGCUGAUGAUGUUGAACCUGCUCCUGUGGGAGAAAGCUGCAUCAAAUCCCGAGUGCCACACCGAAGUUUGGGACUGCUGGGAGCCCCUUGUGGAAACCUUUAACAGUGCCAUCAAUCGAGCUCAAACCAUCCAUAAUCUUGUUGAGCAAAUCCAGCAGGAGUUUUUCCACAAUGAAUUCUCUUCCAGACCAUUUACGACUAUACUUGUACAAUUGAUGAGGAGUAAUCAGACUGUUUACAGGGCAAGAACACACUGCCACACUAAUAUCAUGAACCCUCCAGUUCAUGGAAUUGAACACAUAAAUAUAAGAACCAAAAAAUAUUUAAAAAUGUUGAUCAAUUAUGUGGGUGCCUGGAGCAGCCCUCUAUUCCAUCUAGCGAUUGAAUUGAGUGCCAUGCCAGCUGUCCCUGAAACUAUUCUUUCAAAAGCCAAUGAGAUUGAAAAGAACAACAAAGAACUCCUGGAUGACCUUAGGUGGAUACUCACCGAGGCCUAUCAUACAGCAAAGAUAAUGGAAAAAUUCCCUACCUGGGAAUAUCUUCCAUUCAUAAAAUCAAAUAACAACAGCGAUAAAUUUUUGGCGAUGUUUAACCUUUCCUUCUGCCUACGCACUGGUGUAUUCCACACUGUAAAUCAUCUCAAAACAUUGAAGUGUCGAAUAACUGGGAAAGAUUGCUAA
Molecule: messenger RNA, 723 nt
Organism: Peromyscus californicus insignis
Lineage: Eukaryota; Metazoa; Chordata; Mammalia; Rodentia; Cricetidae
Product: prolactin-8A8-like
Exons: 6
Coding region: 1-723 (240 amino acids)
Biological process (GO): positive regulation of lactation; positive regulation of cell population proliferation; mammary gland development
Cellular component (GO): extracellular region
Molecular function (GO): prolactin receptor binding; hormone activity
Source: RefSeq, a predicted model, not a curated record